Messenger RNA from Gordionus sp. m RMFG-2023, 3734 nucleotides. RefSeq names its product serine/threonine-protein kinase tousled-like 2. The transcript has 20 exons. Gene Ontology annotation, cellular component: nucleus. Lineage: Eukaryota; Metazoa; Nematomorpha; Gordioida; Chordodea; Parachordodidae. Gene Ontology annotation, biological process: chromosome segregation; intracellular signal transduction; peptidyl-serine phosphorylation. Gene Ontology annotation, molecular function: ATP binding; protein serine/threonine kinase activity. The coding region runs from base 77 to 2911 and encodes 944 amino acids. The record is from RefSeq and is a predicted model, not a curated record.
UUGUCAUGGUUUGUCUCAGCUGAAUUUUAAUAUAUUUCUUCAGUAUACAUAUUGUUGUACCAGGAUUGUUCAAAUUAUGAAUGAUUUCCAAAGUAUUGAUCCUCGUAAGCAAGAACUAUUGGAAGCAAGAUUUUUAGGAAAUGCUAAAAUCAAUAAUAAUAGCAAUAAUUCAAACGCUUUUCACAAUCCUCCCUCUUCAUUAUUGAUUAAAUCACCUAUACCUACUCCCGUUUUAAAUGCAAAUAUUAUAGCUCAAAGUCCAAAUAUUUAUUCUCACCAUUUGUCAAAUGCAACUAUCACCAAUGAUUCUAAUCAAAGUACAGCUAGUACAGAAUCUAGUAUGGGCAAGGAAUUUAUGCCUGCACAACCAGGAGAUGUUUGCUCCAACAUGGAUAAAUCUGACAAACAAUCUCAUACUAAUUCAGAAAGAAAAAGAAAGCGCAGGGUUGAUAACAAAAGUGCAGACGAAACUAAAAGGGGCGUUCAACAAGUUGACGUUGUAUCCACCAAAAAAAUCAACGAAUAUUUCAAAAAUCUUAAUGAUAGUCCUAGACAAAACGUCUUAGCCAAUUCUCACAAAACCUUGAUGACCAAUAACGUUGUUACCUCUUUUUCGUUCAGUUCCAUUCCCCACCAUGCCCAACACUUUCAACCCAUCGUCUUAAAUCCCCCCUCUCAAAGUCCCUUACAGCAUUUAGCUUCGCCCUUUACGAACUCCAACAGUUCCCAUUCUUCCAACGCUAAAGCUAAUGCCAAUCUGAAUUCUUUUAAAUCGAUCGACAGCGGGGGCCUCGUAAAUAACGCAGACACUAACAAAUGCGGUUAUAGCAGCAACAGCUGCUUAAACAGUCACGGCCUCCAUCAUAACAUGUACCAAAGGUCCAGCAAUCCUUACUUAAAUACUGCUGCCCCCAACAUUUCCCAUAGUGCAUCUGUUUAUCUCACUAAGAAUUGUCAGACUGAAUUGUCGAUUGAAAUGAUUUGUUCUCUAGAAUCGCAAAACUCAGCUGAGAUUUUAGAAAAAAACGUUGCAAUUGAUGAACUAGAAAAAACCAAUACAGAUUUAGCUCAAAUAAAUGCCGAACUGACAAAAACCAAUUUGAUUUUGAAGGAACAAAUAGAAAAGCAAAAGGAGAUUUUGAAUAAAUGCACUUACACUAAGAAAAAAUUGCUCAUCGAAAAAUGUAGCUUCGAAAAGAAAGAAGCACGUCAAAAGUGCAUGCAAAACCGAUUUAGGUUAGGCCAAUUCGUAACUCAAAGACAGGGCGUCCAUUUUGUGGAGAACUGGGUUGAUGGAUAUGCUUUUACUGAGUUAUUAAAGCGCCAAAACGAAAUAUGUCAAGAGAAGGAGGAACUGGAACGCCUCAAAAAGGCGCUCACCAAGAAAAAGACACUGGUCGAAGGGCUAACCCCAUCCGGUAAAUCGAAUUCUUCCACCUCCGCCUCUCGUUCAAAACCCACCGCCAUCUCGUCAUCUAACAACCUCCCUUCUUCCAAUCACCCUAACACAAACGUCAAUAACGCCCUUGGCAGUAAUUGCGGCACGGGAGGAAAUAACGCCAAUAAUAACCAAAACGUCGCCAUGCUCAGUCUUCCGGCUCCACCCUACACGGCCGUGUCCUCCGAGGACAGUGGUACGUCACCCCAUUCCAACAACAACCAACAAUUAUACAACAUAACUAAUGUUAAUAACGGCAACAUGACCCCUAUAAGCUCUAAUAAUAAUCUUCCAUUUACCUUCACCUCCGUUGGCACGGGUGGUAAUCUGGGCUCAAGCAAUAUUAAUAAUCACAAUAACAACCUCACCCUUAUGGAAUAUCAUAUUCAAGAAGAGAUUUUGAAGCUUCGACAGCUUCAACUCAAAAAAGAGGAGAGCGACCUACAAAUCGAUCUGGAAAAAUUGGAAAGAGAACGCAAUUUGCAUGUUCGAGAGCUCAAACGUAUAGAUCACGAGGAUCAGAGCAGAUUCAAAGAUAACGUGAUAUUAAAUGAAAGAUAUCUUCUCCUAAAUCUAUUGGGCAAGGGUGGAUUUAGUGAAGUUCACAAGGGGUACGAUCUUAUUGAACAGCGCUACGUAGCUUGCAAAAUCCAUCAACUCAAUAAAGACUGGAAAGAUGAUAAAAAGGCCAAUUACAUAAAGCACGCGGUAAGGGAAUACAAUAUACACAAAGGACUCAAUCACGAUAAAAUUAUCAAAUUAUUUGAUGUUUUCGAAAUCGACAAUAACUCCUUUUGCACAGUAUUAGAAUAUUGCGAUGGUAAUGACCUAGAUUUUUACCUCAAGCAGCACAAAUCCAUAUCCGAAAGGGAAGCCCGCAACAUAGUAUUGCAAGCCAUAAGCGCCAUCAAAUACCUGAACGAGAUCAAGCCCCCUAUCAUACAUUAUGACUUGAAACCGGGAAAUAUCCUUUUACAAAGCGGUAGCGUUAGUGGGGAAAUAAAAAUAACCGAUUUUGGACUUAGCAAAAUCAUGACCCACGAAGGACCCGACACAUCGCUAGAAAUGGAUUUGACUUCCCAAGGAGCUGGAACUUAUUGGUAUUUACCUCCCGAAUGUUUCGAAAUCGGUAAAAUUCCGCCCAAAAUAUCUUCCAAAGUCGAUGUAUGGAGUGUAGGCGUUAUAUUUUAUCAAUGUUUAUAUGGCAAAAAGCCCUUUGGACACAAUCAAUCCCAAGCUACAAUUCUCCAGGAAAAAACAAUUUUAAAGGCCAAAGAAGUUGAGUUUCCUAAUAAGCCAUUGGUUAGCGCCGAGGCUAAAGCAUUUAUCAGGAAAUGUCUUCAAUACCGGAAGGAAGACCGAGCCAACAUAUUUGAUUUGGCCAUUGAUGAUUACCUGAAACCGAAAGAAAGGAAAGGCGCUUCAAAUCUAACAUCCGUUACGUCUAAUAUCAACACUAAUUGCAUAUCGUAAAUUAGAUAAUAAAAAAUUUAUUUUCGCGUACCUUAAAAAACAAAAUAGCGCGAAUUAGGUACUAUUUAAUCGAAAGAUAUAAUUCUUCUUACAAACAAACCAAAUUUAUAAAUACCAGAUUAUGUUUAUAUAAAAAUAUAUAUAACUUAUAAUUGAACAUUUUUUUUGUUUGUUUGUUUUUUUGAUCGAUUAUAAAUAUAUAUAUUUUUUUAUUAUCGUUUCAAUUUUCGCACAUUGCUACUUUAUUAUUUUUUCUUCUCUUUCAUUGUUGUAAUUAUUAUGCUUUUGCACCCCUUUAAGUAAUUAUUUAUUGCGGAAUCUAUGUCUUGUUUUUACAUGUUCUUAAUAUUUAAAAGAGUUUUAAAUGCUAACACUCUUUCCUUUUCAAAAAUAUAUAAAAUAUAGGAUAGGACCUAGUUUUAAUUUUAAGCGUGGUUAAUUUACCAUUAUUGAAAAAUAGGAAACUAGAUUUUCACUUUUACUAGCACACAUAUAUACCUUUCAAAGCUCAAAUUUUGAUUCAUCUACAUAUUUUAAAGUUAAAUUUUACAAUUACCUUAAAAUUAUGACCUUCAUCGCUCUUUCUGUUUCUUACAAUCUGCAGGAUUAUAUUAUGUGAUGUGAAAUUAUAUAUUUUAUUUAUUUUUUUAUGAAUUUUUUUCAAAAAAAAUUUAUACAAAGCGGUGAGCCAUUUAUUAAAAUAUUAUAUAACUAAUAUCAAUUCGUAUAAAUUGGUAAAAUAAUUACUUUACCUUCCUCGCCCCCCCCCUAUCCAAAACACAAAAUGUAUGUAUGUUCAAUUAUAUUAUUGAUUAUAUACUAU